CCCUCAUUAACCCGCCAAGUCUUUGGAGCCAUUGGCGCGAAAAUUGGGAACGAAUUGAAUCAGCUGACAAUCUCCAAAUUAGGGUUUCCAAAAGUGGUGCUUCUGAUUCAUCAUCUCGAUGUCGAAUUUCUCAGACCAGCUCCAUGAAGUCAAGCUCUCAAUUUUUUCGGGCACCAACAAGUCCUUUUCUUACUCAACCCUCUUGUACCUCCAAGAACAGUCCACUAACUGUUCUGCGUCAAUUCAAACCCUUGCUGAAGUUACUCCAAGCUUAAUCCCGCUAAUGGCUGCCGAUGUUCAUGAUCAAGACGAAGAAAUUGCAGGACAGGCAUUGAAAUGUUUGGGCUUCAUGAUGUAUCAUUCAUCCCUUAGUGCCGUAAUUUCGGUGGAAGGAGUCAGUUUGAUUAUGGCGUCAUUGGUUAAAAUCAUCACAACAACAAAAAUAAAGUCAUUAUGUAACUUAGGAGUGUGGUGCAUAUCCAUCCAACAUUUGAAUGAGUCGGUUCUUGUUCCUCAUUUUGAUUCUCUGUUGCAAGCAGCUGUCCAUGGUGUUGAAAAUCCUAUGGGUUCCUUAUCUACAACUUUUGAGGCCAUUCAGGCUAUAAUGAGGUUAGCAGUUCAAUUAGCUGAGAAGAUGAGAGGAUUCUCUCAUGUCUGGGCUCCUUCAAUAUAUAGAAGACUUCUCAGCUCUGACAAGAGGGAAAGAGAUAUGUCAGAAAGGUGCCUAUUAAAGAUUAGAUCUCUAAUACUUCCUCCUUCACUAAAUCUCUCAAAGGUACUUGUCAAAGAUAUGAAGCAAACAUUGCUCACUAGGAUGAAAGAUUUACUAAACCAAGGCAGCAAGGUUCAGACCAUUCGGGCAUGGGGAUGGUUUAUCCAAUUGCUGGGAUCCUAUGCAUUGAAUAACAGGAAUUUAAUUAAUGACAUGCUUAAAAUCCCUGAGCUUACAUUUUUGGACCAAGAUCCUCAACUUCAGAUUGCUUCACAGGUUGCAUGGGAAGGCCUAAUAGAUGCUCUUAUUGAGCCUGGAAUAUUACCUAAUACAAGAAAUGAUGCUAUGGAGGACAAAUGCUUUCAACAAAUGGGAACAUCUAAAAUCCAAAAUAAUGAAAUCCAAGCAAACGGUUUCUCAAAAAGUUUGAAGUUGAUUAUGACACCUCUAAUAGGCAUCAUGUCAAGUAAAUCUGAUGCAUCUGUUUACACAUCCUGUUUCAACACAUGGUGUUAUCUGUUACAUAAACUCGGUUCUGCUGUUAAUUGUUCUUUGGUGAAAAAGCUGGUGUUGCAACCUGUAUGUGAAGCAGUUUUUCAGAUUGGCCCUGAUCAUAAGAGCAUUUGGGUAUGGAAUCUGUGCAUAAAUUUAGUUGAUGAUUUAAUUUUAGCAAAGUGUAGAGAUGCAAACAUUGAGUCAGUUGAUCUGGAAUGCCACCAUUUAUCAGUUACAACCUCCAUUAAUGGAACUUUGACAUCUGGAAAAUGCCCAUGGAAUCAGUAUCCUAUUAAAUGGUUGCCAUGGGAGCUGAGUCAAUUGGAAUUUCAUUUAAAGAUUAUUUACAGCCUCAUCAAUCAAGCAUCGAAGAUAACUGUUUCCCAUGAGAACAGGACUUUGGCAUACGAUGCUUCCUUAAGGGUAUUUAGAUCUGUUUUGAAAGGAGUCCAAAUAGAUUUGAAAAAAACAUCCACUACUUAUGAUGAUAUUUUGCUGUGUCUGAACACAAUAUUAAGGUUUAUAAAGUACUUAUGUGAAGAAAAUUCUGACGGCAGUGACAAAAAUGACUUGCAAAUUAUAUCCCUUCAGCUCAUAGAGGUUGUUGUAGAGGAAAUAAAGCCUUCUGUGUUGGGUUCUCCUCUUUACAAGGUAGCAUUAGAUCUCAAGUAUAUUGAAAGCGAGAGCAUUGUUGAUGUUGAUAAAAGUAGACAUGCAAAAGCUUCGGGGAUGUGCUCUGUCACUUAUAUGGAUAUGGUUUCACCGGUAGUUUAUUUAACUGUACUGUACUUCUGUGUCAUGGCUCAAUCAGAUUUAAGCACUUUUAGUGCCAAUUUUGUUCUACGGGCAGUGCAAAAGUAUUUUAAAAUUAUGUUAUCAUCUUACGAACUCCAGAAUAAUUUUGUCAUUACUAUUGACUUAUUGUAUAAGCACAAAGGCCCAAGCUGCGUAAGGAUGUGGGCAGCAAUAGUGGAAAGUCUGAAAGAUUACAUAUGUGAUAUAGAAAAUGUAUCAUUAUUUAAUCUGGAUUACAACAAUGCUUACUUUGCCACAUGUGAUCUGUUAUCCUACCCAUUCAUCAUAUGCUAUUGCCACCAGAAAGAUUUUAUGUCAGCAAAGAUUAGUGGCACAUUGGAAGAGUCUUUUGUUUCACUGCAGAAAAAACUCAAGUUGGAACAAGUUAUUGAAGUGUGGAAGUCACUUUAUGGUUCUCUUCGUACUUCACAGUUGGAGUGUUUCAAAGCUAACAAAUUUCCUGAGGAUCUUUGUAAUACAUUAGAGGAGUGGCUUAACAGUUACACUAGCAUAUUCGAGUCUGGGAAUGAUGUUGAAUCAUGCCACAUGGAUUUGGAUAUUGAUCAGAUAUCCUUCUACGUUGGUGUCGUGACUUGUAUUCUCGAAAGUUUCCAACCUUCAGAAUUGAUUCCAAAUGAAAAAGAUGGAUGUAGCAGGGACCACAAGAAAUCAAGUGGCAUAAACAGUUGCUUGACAAUGGCUAUUAGAUUUACUAGGUUUUUGCAGACAAAAAUAGGAAAAGUCCCACCCAUUAUUCCUGUUAUGACCUCAAGGAUAUAUUCUGCAUUGGCGUACUUCAUUAGUUGCCUUCACUUGAAACAGGAUAUUCUUUCAUUAGUUGAGACAAUCUCAUCUCCAUUGCUCCAAUGGCUGGCAGAAAUAGAGAUGCAAGAUGAAAGCACCAUUGAUCAAUUUCAACUCAUAUGGUCAGAAACCCUGAAUUGUCUACAGAGGAGUCAGCCACCACUAAUUUUUGAUUCUGCAUUCCUUAAACUCCAAUCAUCUCUCCUUGAAAAAACUCUUGAUAAUUCUAAUCCAUCCAUAUCGGAUCGAACCAUCGGAUUUUGGAAUUCAACAUAUGGUGAUCAAAGUAUGUUGGAUUAUCCUCAAAACUUGCUUCAUGUCCUAGACAAACUAUCCCGAAAUGGAAAAGUAAAUCUCCACAAGAAAAGCCACUCAUUUCUUGAGAGAUGUGAUUCUAGAGUUAAGCAGAGACUGCUCCAGAAAAAUACAGGGUAAACGCCACUCACAUGUAUUCCAAGAGGAUAGAACUAUUACAGGGUAAUCUAGACCAUUGCAAAAAUAAUCAAAAGAACAUGCCGUCUUUAAAUUUGAAAAGGAAGAGGUUAGAAUUAACAGAGCAUCAGAAGGAGGUAAGAAGGGCACAGCAAGGCAGGGAAAGAGAUUGUGAAGGACAUGGCCUCGGUGGGAUUCAUACUUAUACAAACCUUGAUUUUUCACAAGGGAAUGAGGAUUCACUUGAUAGCCAAGAAAUCUGGAAUUCUGAAUCCAUAUUGGACAUGCCAAAAAACGCCUAGUCAUGUUCAUGUCUACAUUGGUUUGGCAUAAUACUUACUCUUUGAUAAGCUCCUUACCGUGUCUUUUUGCCAUUUCUCAGGUCAGACAGCACUCAUCUCCAAGAUAGCCAAAUUAGACUUAAUUUAGCCUUGUUGAACAGCUUGUUCCCUAUGUAUUCUCACCUUGUUUAUAUGUAUGUAUGUGUGUGUGUAACCAUAUUUGACACUCUUGAAUGAUUUAAUUAACAAAUAACAUGUUGAUUUA
Molecule: messenger RNA, 3784 nt
Organism: Humulus lupulus (European hop)
Lineage: Eukaryota; Viridiplantae; Streptophyta; Magnoliopsida; Rosales; Cannabaceae
Exons: 10
Coding region: 119-3241 (1040 amino acids)
Biological process (GO): telomere maintenance
Cellular component (GO): nucleus
Source: RefSeq, a predicted model, not a curated record